Molecule: messenger RNA, 1012 nt
Organism: Photinus pyralis (common eastern firefly)
Lineage: Eukaryota; Metazoa; Arthropoda; Insecta; Coleoptera; Lampyridae
Product: putative nuclease HARBI1
Exons: 4
Coding region: 212-1012 (266 amino acids)
Source: RefSeq, a predicted model, not a curated record
UUUCUCCAAUGUAUCUUAAGCUCUACUUGAAUCUUAAGAUCGCCUUAAAUCUUAAGUCUAUCUUAAAACGUUGCACCAACGCAAAUCUGCAUCUUAUAUUCACAAAGGCAGCCUUACAUUUAAGUCGUGAAAAUCUGCGACUUAAGUCGGCAUUAUUGUUAGUGAAGUUGAAAAUGAGUGGCAUUUUGUCUUUCAAACGUCACUUUUCAAAAUGGAAUUGAUCGAUGUCGAUGAUGUCGAUGUGGUUGAUAUGGUAGACAUAGUAGAAAAUAUUCGAAUACCACGGCAAAUUCACAUUAGGAGAAAUUUAUUUAAUAUUUAUUCUAAUGUUGAAUUUUUUCGACGAUUUCGACUCGAAAAAGGGACUGCUUUAUAUUUAUUGGAGAAAAUAGAACAUAGACUAGAGUACUUCCAUAACAGGAAUAAUUCCAUCAGUCCCAUGAAUCAACUUUUGCUAACGUUAAGAGCUUAUGCCAGUGCAGGGCAUUUUGUUGCUGUUGGAGACUUUGUGCAUGCAGACAAGUCAACAGUAUGUAAAAUUGUUUCAAAAGUUUCAAGGCUCAUAGCAUCAAUUGCAAGGGAAUUUAUAUACAUGCCUCGAAAUGAAGUUGAAAUUGCAAGUGCUCAGAAUAAAUUUUACGACAUUGCUGGUUUCCCUAGAGUCAUUGGGGCAAUAGAUGGAUGUCAUAUAAAAAUUCAAUCACAAGGUGGAGCUGAUGCUGAAAUAUAUCGAAACAGAAAGGGAUAUUUCUCUGUAAAUGUGCAAGCCGUUACAAGUGCUGACCUGUUAUUCCAAGAUAUCGUCGCACGUUGGCCAGGUUCGACGCACGAUACCACCAUUUUUAGAAAUUCACGAUUAAUGCAUAGAUUCAAUAAUGGAGACUUUGGAAAUAGUAUCUUGUUGGGAGAUAGCGGUUAUAUGAAUCUUUCAUAUCUAUUUACACCUUUUCUGAAUGUUCAGAACGAUGGUGAAAGAAACUACAACAGAAGUCACGUUCAAAGUAGAUAUUAA